CCCGAGGACAUCGGCCAGUCCCCCAUGGCCUCCAUGCCCGACGGGGACAAAGUCGACCUGGAGGCGUUCAGCGAGUUUACAAAAAUCAUCACCCCGGCCAUCACCCGCGUGGUCGACUUUGCCAAAAAACUGCCCAUGUUUUCGGAGCUGCCUUGCGAGGACCAGAUCAUCCUGCUCAAGGGGUGCUGCAUGGAGAUCAUGUCGCUGCGGGCGGCCGUGCGCUACGACCCCGAGAGCGAGACGCUGACGCUGAGCGGGGAGAUGGCGGUGAAGCGAGAGCAGCUCAAGAACGGCGGCCUCGGCGUCGUCUCCGAUGCCAUCUUCGACCUGGGCAAGUCCCUCUCUGCCUUCAACCUGGACGACACCGAGGUGGCCCUGCUCCAGGCCGUGCUGCUCAUGUCCUCAGACCGGACGGGGCUGAUCUGCGUGGAGAAGAUCGAGAAGUGCCAGGAGACGUACCUGCUGGCCUUCGAGCACUACAUCAACUACCGCAAACACAACAUUCCCCACUUCUGGCCCAAGCUGCUGAUGAAGGUGACGGAUCUGCGG
Messenger RNA from Manacus vitellinus (golden-collared manakin), 549 nucleotides. RefSeq names its product thyroid hormone receptor alpha. Lineage: Eukaryota; Metazoa; Chordata; Aves; Passeriformes; Pipridae. The annotation marks the transcript as partial. Gene Ontology annotation, molecular function: RNA polymerase II cis-regulatory region sequence-specific DNA binding; nuclear receptor activity. The record is from RefSeq and is a predicted model, not a curated record. The transcript has 3 exons. Gene Ontology annotation, biological process: cell differentiation; thyroid hormone receptor signaling pathway; retinoic acid receptor signaling pathway.